CGAGAGAUAUUCUACUUCUGCUUCAUUGAAACAUUUCGGUUCCUGCUGCUUACCUGAACCGUAUUUUUGCGCGAUGCCAAGUAAAACGAUCAUACACAUGCAUGCACCAAGGCUGUAGCUUUCACGACUUGCGACUGGGCUGAAAAGUAGAACAAGAAGGUUCGUAGAUCUACGUUUCUCUUCUGAAAAUCUGUAGCAAGGAUAUCUCAUGUUUUGCAGAUAUGGCCCACAAGGUAGCGUCCUCUCGAGCAGUUUCUCCAUCCAUGAUCAGCACCACCAGCAGACCUCGAGAUCGUCUAGCUGGACGUGAUUUCUGCAGUCGCUCUCAAACUUCUGCUAACGUCCCAGCAUCGCUAGAAAUUUUGGAGGAGCGUCCCAACGCACUAGUCCGCUUGAUUUGUUUUCCGUGGGCUGGUGGAGAGGCGGUGAAAGAUUACAGAGCAUUGAAACUGUCUCAAGCACUGCCAGACUUUGUAGAGGUGGUGGGUUUCCGUUGGGCCGGGCGAGGUAGGAGACAUGCCGAGCCAUCAUGGACUGGGUUCGGAUGGAUUCCCGGUGAGGCGCAGGCAUGCAUCGCCUUUCUCACGGAGAAGCCCUUUGCUUUCUUUGGUCACAGCAUGGGAUCCAGUGCUGCAUAUGAGUGGGCAAGAUGGCUGACGCUCAACACAAGCCUGCGGCCAAUUCAUCUCUUUGUUUCUGGAACUGUCCCGCCGCAGCUGCACGUCGAACUGUUGAAGAUGGGAGUUGGAGGCCUGAGUCGGGAUGAGCAGUGCAAGAAAAUCCACUUUCUCAGUGGCACGCCCAUUGCAGUUCUCAAGGCUAACAACUACCAAGCACUAAAAGCGAUAUUGCCUGUUCUGUCUGCAGACCUGGAUCUCGCUGAUACGUACAAAGAUGAACUCCGGAGCAGAAGCGAUUGUUUCCCCACCCUGACAUGCAACAUCACAGCAUCCGUUGGAGACAGUGACCACCUGAACCAUGGUAACAUGGAACGUUGGAGGGAGGUGACAGCCGGAUCGACAGUCUUCCAGACAUUUCCCGGUAGACAUUUCUACUUCAGGGAGCGGAAGGAGACAUUCGGAGAUCUCACCGCAGCUGUGGCGCGCACAUUGGCACGCGAAACAACUCCAGCCAGUAAACUAUAAUCGUCAUUCAGGCCACAGCAUGAGGCAUGCGAGCUGAACAUGACGAAGCCAAUCCGUCAAGCUGGUGAUGCUGUUCUGGGUACCAUGAGCCCUAUCCUCGGAAACAAGUGUGCCUUUGGAAGACCUGGAAAGCGUGCACAAAAGUUCCAAAAGAUCAAGUGGCAGAUGGAGACGUUUGCAAACGGCUAUUUCAUCAUAUUUGCAGGCAAUCUUCCACACAGCCAGCAUGACAUGAUGGUCGGCGAAGGUGGCGGUGAUCAUUUCUUGUUGACUAUCCUGCUCUGAAGAAGAAAAGGAACGAAGCAUUCACCAGAGUCACCCGUACCCUCCUUUCUGCUCGACCAUUCUACUUUCUCCAUACAGAUACAUAACACUUGUAUAUUUAUGACACCCGCCGUCGUGAUAUAUAAUAGACAUGUUUAUAUGCCGUUACAAGUGUUGAUCUCCAUGUAUAAGAACAUGCUGUCCUCUGAUCUAUAUACGGCCAAGUAAAACUAUUGAUUCACCCCGAAUUUUUGCCCUCCCGGCCAAAUUAUUUUACUUUUUAGACCCGGUAAAUGUACUGUAUGUACUGCGAA
This is a messenger RNA of Sycon ciliatum, 1723 nucleotides long. Its product is annotated as S-acyl fatty acid synthase thioesterase, medium chain-like. The transcript is spliced from 6 exons. Bases 222 to 1145 code for a protein of 307 amino acids. Gene Ontology annotation, biological process: lipid biosynthetic process. The record is from RefSeq and is a predicted model, not a curated record. NCBI's taxonomy places the organism in Eukaryota, Metazoa, Porifera, Calcarea, Leucosolenida, Sycettidae.